UUAUUACUUUUCUAAACCCUAUUUCAGGUUUAGUCACCCCCUCCCUCCCAUUUCUCGUCACUGCACACUGCACACUGCACGCCGUCUCAACGGCUGCCGCCACACGCUGCAUUCUCAGCUGCCGCCGUCUCAGCCUUCCGCCGCUCAUUUCUCUGAUCUGCAAGGGCUAAGGGACCGAAGAUGAGCCUAAAUCAUUUACUCCUUCGUCGAACACUGAAGAAUUUUUUGAGAAUCAAUGGCAACUUACUUCGUCAUCAAUCGGCUGUCAACAUCAAUGCCACUCGCACUUUCAUCACAUCACCUUCAUUUUCUUUGCUCGAUCCACACUACGGUUGUUAUUCUUCAGUUCCUCUCAGGAAUUUUGAGCUUGGAAAAUCAAAUUCAAUUUUCAGUAGGUGCAUCCACUCCACUGUAACUAAGUUGAGUGAUGCAGCAAUGGAGCCAAAACUCGAGUCUGCAGAUGUUGAGGAAGAUGACGGAUUAAUGAAUGAGUUCUUGUCCAGAUUUGUCUGGAUAAUUCGCGGGAAGAUUUCUGAAACAUUUCCAGAUUAUGAUAAGAAGACAGUCGAUGCAAUGCUUUUGAUGAUUGUGGAAAAAGUAGUAUCUGAAAUGGAAAAGGGUAGCUUUGAGCAGUCAUUAAAGGCUUCAACUGAGAAUCGAGAUUGGGACCUAAGUGAGGAUUUGUGGAAGACAGUAAGUGAAGUUAGCAACAUGGUUUUGGAUGAUAUGAAGAAGGCUACGAAAAAGGAGAAAAUGAAGGGUUUUCUGCUGUCUGAGGAAGUUCAAGAAAUGUGUAGGUUUGCUGGGGAAGUUGGCAUUCGAGGCGAUAUGCUGAGGGAAUUUAGGUUCAAAUGGGCCCGUGAAAAAAUGGAGGAAAGCGAGUUUUAUGAAAGUUUGGAGCAGCUCAAAAAAGAGGCUUGUACCCAGGAAGAAAACAACGAUUCUCCGAGCAGUGUAGAGGAUGCAUCCGAGGUGAAAUCCGAGGCUGUUUCGCUUCCCAAAAGGCGAGGGAAGAUUAAGUACAAGAUUUAUGGUCUUGAUUUAUCGGAUCCCAAGUGGAGUGAAGUAGCAGACAAAGUCCAUGAGGCAGAGGAGGUGUUAUGGCCCCAGGAACCGAAACCAAUAUCUGGCAAAUGCAAACUGGUCACGGAGAGAAUUUUUUCAUUAAAUGAUAACGAAGACCCAUCGCCAUUAUUGGCUGAAUGGAAAGAUCUUCUUCAACCCACUAGGGUUGACUGGAUCACCUUACUCGACAAAUUGAACGAGAGUAAUAGAUUCUUAUACUUGAAGGUUGCAGAACUUCUUUUAAGUGAAGAGUCUUUUCAGACCAACAUCCGUGACUACUCUAAGCUUGUCGAUGUCCAUGCUAAAGAGAACCGCCUCGAGGAUGCCGAAAGGAUUCUUAAGAAGAUGAACGAGAAGGGCAUUACACCAGACAUUUUGACAGCCACAGUUUUAGUUCAUAUGUACAGCAAGGUGGGCAAUCUUGAUCGUGCAAAGGAAGCUUUUGAUACCUUAAGGAGUCAUGGGUUCCAGCCAGAUGAGAAGGUUUAUAAUUCCAUGAUAAUGGCAUUUGUAAACUCUGGACAACCCAAGUUGGGCGAGUCGCUGAUGAGAGAGAUGGAAGCAAGGGACAUUAAACCCAGCAAGGACAUUUACAUGGCAUUGCUAAGGUCAUUUUCCCAACGUGGCGAUAUUAGUGGUGCUGGAAGAAUUUCUGCUACUAUGCAGUUUGCUGGCUUCUCGCCAAGUUUGGAGUCCUGUACAUUGCUCGUUGAGGCAUACGGGCAAGCUGGUGAUCCCGAUCAGGCAAGGAACAAUUUUGACUACAUGAUAAAAAUUGGGCACAGGCCUGAUGACAGGUGCACUGCAAGUAUGGUUGCAGCUUAUGAAAAGAAGAAUCUGUUGGAUAAGGCUUUGAAUCUUUUACUACAGCUUGAGAAGGAUGGAUUUGAGCCCGGGGUUGCAACUUAUGCCGUUCUUGUAGAUUGGUUGGGCAAGUUGCAGCUGGUCGAUGAAGCUGAGCAGAUAUUAGGCAAGAUCGGCGCGCAGGGUGAUGCCCUCCCUUUUAAGGUUCAUAUUAGCCUAUGUGAUAUGUACUCGAGAGCUGGGAUUGAAAAAAAGGCGCUGCAAGCUCUCAGGGUCUUGGAAGCUAAAAAGGAGGAGUUGGGACAUGGUGAUUUUGAGAGGAUCAUAAAUGGACUCAUAGCAGGUGGGUUUGUGCAGGAUGCUAAAAGAUUGCAGGGUGUUAUGGAGGCCCAGGGUUUUACUGCUUCCCAAUCACUUCAAAUGGCUCUGAGGACAUCUCAAGCUCUUCGUGGCAGGAGACUGCCUUGAGAUGCUUUUUCGACCAUUUAUAAAUUUAUUGAAAAUUUGUUUCUACGGGCGGAAAUGUGAAUAUUUACCAUCAACUAGCAUUCUAUGGCAAAGCUAGUGGCUGGAAAGAAUUGGCAUCUCAGCAUUUCUUUGUCAGGAACAUGUCUUGUGCGAUUCUCUGCAAAUGCCAAGAACUUCAUCUAGAUUAUUCCCUUCUUAGAUGGUCGUUGAUGCAGUUGGAGAAGGAGCUGACUUACAUUUUAUAUGGUAAAUUCAGAAUCUAGAGGACACUGUUCUUAGUAUUUUUACCUGUCAUAAGCUGCAUUGCUUUAAGGAUGUUCGUGUCGGACGUAACGGUUACUAGUUUGUCCUGUUCGUGAAAAAUAAAAAUAUGUUAGUGAGAACUGUUGUUUGUAAUCUGGUUUUGUAGCCUGAGGGAAGACAGAAAAUAACCUCACAAGUCAUUAUUUCCCCAACUUUUGUGAAUAUGGGACAUCUCCCAUCUGCUAUUAUCUUCUUCAGAUAGUCUGUUUAGGAGGACCAUAAAAUACAGCAAUUCCCAACUCAAUAUUCAUGGAAUA
Molecule: messenger RNA, 2897 nt
Organism: Cucurbita maxima (winter squash)
Lineage: Eukaryota; Viridiplantae; Streptophyta; Magnoliopsida; Cucurbitales; Cucurbitaceae
Product: putative pentatricopeptide repeat-containing protein At2g02150
Exons: 4
Coding region: 181-2337 (718 amino acids)
Molecular function (GO): protein binding
Source: RefSeq, a predicted model, not a curated record